AUGUCCACCGGUACGCCCCUCAAAAACACAUUGCUAUCCUUUCCAACAGCUUCGACUCUCCUCAUAACCAUCAACCGACCUUCAUCGCUCAACUGCCUCGAUACCUUUACCCACAACGAACUCGAUCGUGUUUUCAGAUGGUUUGACGCUGAGCCCGGUCUUCGAUGUGCCAUCUUAACGGGUGUCGGGAGGAGUUUCUGUGCAGGCGCAGAUCUCAAAGAGUGGGAUUCCAAUAAUUCGUUAUCUACUUCUGCCUCAAGUCAAGCUCGUUCAUUACCAGCAUCUGGUUUCGGAGGCUUAAAAUCUCAUGCUGUGUUUGCGUUGCCGGAGGUGAAGAUUGGAGUUGUGGCCCUUGCUGGAGCAUUGACUCGGUUAGUUCGGACGGUAGGAAAACAAAGAGCUAUGGAAAUGGCGUUAACGGGAAGAACGCUUGGGGCUGAAGAGGCGAUGGAAUGGGGGUUGGUCAAUAGAGUCGUAGGAACUGGAAAGAGUGUUGAGGAAGCUAUCAAACUGGCGGAGCUGAUAGCAGCAAAUAGUCCCGACAGUGUUAUUGUGAGUAGAGAAGGUAUUAAGAUGGGAUGGGAAGGUGUUGGUGCGGAAGAGGGCACUAGAUUGAUUGAACAAAAUUGGUAUAGUAGGAUGGACAAGGGGCCAAAUAUGAAGGAAGGAGUGAGGAGUUUCGUGGAGAAGAGGAAACCGAAUUGGGUACCUAGUAAAUUGUGA
Messenger RNA from Botrytis fragariae, 723 nucleotides. Its product is annotated as putative enoyl- hydratase protein. Gene Ontology annotation, cellular component: mitochondrion. Lineage: Eukaryota; Fungi; Ascomycota; Leotiomycetes; Helotiales; Sclerotiniaceae. Bases 1 to 723 code for a protein of 240 amino acids. Gene Ontology annotation, biological process: fatty acid beta-oxidation. The transcript has 2 exons. The record is from RefSeq and is a predicted model, not a curated record. Gene Ontology annotation, molecular function: enoyl-CoA hydratase activity.